Tetrapisispora phaffii CBS 4417 is the source of this 2436-nucleotide messenger RNA. It is a transcript of the gene CSC1, whose product is annotated as Csc1p. Gene Ontology annotation, molecular function: calcium-activated cation channel activity. Gene Ontology annotation, cellular component: plasma membrane. The coding region runs from base 1 to 2436 and encodes 811 amino acids. The record is from RefSeq and is a predicted model, not a curated record. Lineage: Eukaryota; Fungi; Ascomycota; Saccharomycetes; Saccharomycetales; Saccharomycetaceae. The transcript has a single exon.
AUGAUUAAUUAUCUGUUUAAUAUGACAUCAUCUAGUUUGACACUGGAUGAUGAGGGACACUCCCCAGAUUUUAGGAAACCUACAGCACAAGUUGUCACAACUCAACUAUUGACUGCUAGUCUUUUGGGUUUAUUUGCAUUGGUUUCAUUCUCACUGUUGUUGAAAAGGUUACCGAAGUUAUAUGCAAGCAGGAAAUAUAAAAAUAAUGGUGGAUUGCAGCUGCCUACCUGGGAUGAAUCUAGUGUUUUUGCUUGGAUUCCUGUAGUUUACAAGAUUAAUGAUAUGCAAUUAUUGGAAUAUGCCGGUUUAGAUGCAUUUGUAUUUUUAGGUUUCUUUAAGAUGUGCAUCAAGUUCCUUUCUAUUUGUAGUAUAUGUGCUGUAUUCGUUAUUUCUCCUAUCAGAUACCAUUUGACAGGAAGAUAUGAUGAUGGAUCAGAGUAUGGAGAUAAUUCUACGAUUUUGACGUACUUUCCAGGACAUCUAACAAAGAGAUUUUCUUACUUAGAUAAGAUAAACCCAAAUUAUCCAGAGGCGACAUACUUGUUUUUAUUGAUGUAUGUUGUUUUUACAUAUUUUUUUACGUUCCUGGCAAUUAAAAUGUUGAUAUCUCAAACAAGACUGGUUGUAAAUACUAGACAAAUGUUUCUUGGUAAACAAAAUACAAUUACAGAUAGAACAAUUUUAUUAUCUGGGAUUCCCAUUGAAUUACGUGAUACUAAAGAACUGAAAAAAAGAAUUGAACAGUUAAAUAUAGGCAAAGUUUCAACGAUCACCAUUUGUAGAGAGUGGGGUGUAUUGAACAGACUGCAUCAUUGUAGAGAGGAAGUCAUGAGACAAUUGGAAUUGAAGUUCGCAGAAUGUCCAGUCGAAUUAUUGAAUAAUAAUGAAAGAAUCGGAGCUGAAAACUACAGUUUGAAUAAUAACAGAAAUAACAUUGAAACAGUAAGUACAACAGAGGAGUCAUCGGAACGAAUUAGAGGAAGACAGAGUGAUAUUGAAAACCAGUAUGAAACUUCGCCGGAGGAUGACCUUGAUGACAAUUUUCUGUAUUCUGAAUUGCAAAUAAAUGAAAGACCUACAAUUCGUACUUCGUAUUGGGGUUUAUUUGGUAAGAAAGUCGAUGCAAUUGACUACUAUUGGAAGCAAUUAAAAUUCAUUGAUCAAGAAAUCGAAGAUGCAAGAAAAAAACAUUAUUCAGCAACCCCAACAGCGUUUGUAACAAUGGACUCGGUCGCAAAUGCUCAAAUGGCUGCACAAGCAGUGUUAGAUCCGAGAGUUAACUAUUUUAUUACUAAGUUGGCGCCUGCUCCACAUGAUAUUAGGUGGGAUAACGUUUGUUUGUCAAGGAGAGAAAGGCUAACAAAGGGAUAUGCUGUAACGACUUUUAUCGGUCUUUCAAGCUUAUUCUUAAUUAUUCCUGUUUCAUAUUUAGCAACACUUUUGAAUCUGAAAACCAUUUCCAAAUUUUGGCCAAGUCUAGGUAAGUUACUGAAGGAGAACAAGUGGGCACAGAAUUUAGUCACUGGAUUAUUGCCAACCUAUUUGUUUACUUUAUUGAACGUCGUAAUUCCAUAUUUCUAUGAAUACUUGACAUCUUAUCAAGGUUUGAUCUCAUACGGUGAAGAAGAAACAUCUUUAGUUUCCAAGAAUUUUUUUUAUAUCUUUGUUAACCUAUUCUUAGUGUUUACCUUAGCUGGUACCGCUUCAAAUUAUUGGGGAUAUUUAAGUGACACAACAAAAAUUGCUUACCAAUUAGCAACAUCUGUGAAAGAAUUUUCAUUGUUUUAUGUUGAUCUAAUUAUUCUACAAGGUAUUGGUAUGUUCCCAUUCAAACUUUUAUUAGUCGGCAGUAUGAUUGGUUUCCCAUUGUUUAAAAUACAAGCCAAAACACCAAGGCAAAGAAAAGAGCUAUACAAUCCACCAAUCUUUAAUUUUGGCUUGCAAUUACCACAACCUAUUUUAAUUUUAAUCAUUACAUUGAUUUAUAGUGUAAUGAGUACUAAAAUUUUGGUUUCUGGGUUAGCUUAUUUUGUGAUCGGAUUCUACGUCUACAAAUAUCAACUAGUUUUUGCUACUGAUCACUUACCACAUUCGACAGGUAAAGUAUGGCCACUUAUCUUCAGAAGAGUGAUUGCAGGUUUAUUACUCUUCCAAUUAACAAUGGCAGGUACUUUAGCAGGUUUUGAAGGUGGGUGGGUCCUCUCGUCAUGGCUGCUCCCAUUACCAAUAAUAACAUUCACUUAUUUAUACGAUUUUCAAAAUAAUUACUUACCAUUAUUACAAUACAUUGCAUUAAGUUCGAUUAAAGAAAACGAAUCCACAGAGACAACUGGGGAGAGAACAACAACAACUUCAUCAAAUGAAAAUUAUCAAUAUUCAUAUCUAGUCGACGGAUUAGAUAGUCCUAUGUUAUCAACAAGGGAGACAAUAUCAUAA